Drosophila grimshawi is the source of this 1062-nucleotide messenger RNA. RefSeq names its product thioredoxin domain-containing protein 15 (gene bug). The transcript has 2 exons. Gene Ontology annotation, biological process: cilium assembly. The record is from RefSeq and is a predicted model, not a curated record. NCBI's taxonomy places the organism in Eukaryota, Metazoa, Arthropoda, Insecta, Diptera, Drosophilidae. Gene Ontology annotation, cellular component: cilium. The coding region runs from base 35 to 934 and encodes 299 amino acids.
CGGUCACAUUGUCGCAAAAACAAAACAGCUGAAAAUGCACGCAAAUACAAAAUUAAUAACAUUAGUGGUACUGGGGAUAUGUGCGGCAACAGCGCACGGGGACAUUACUGGCAUGCUGGCUGCGCUCCAAUACUUUGACCUAUAUCUUAGCAUGAAUGGGACGACGACGCCAGCGACGGGCAGCUUGUCGCGCGGCCAAUGCGACUACAGCUUCCAGUCGUACGCGCUGAUGCGCGAUCGUCACACGUGUGUGCCGGACGACGAGCACAUUGCCCAUCUGUCGGAGGCGCCGCAACAGCGUCGCCCACCGAUAUUAUUGAAAUGCCUGCAACGCGAUCUGUCGCAAGCUGGCAACGAUAGUGAUGUACAUCCAAGCGUGCUAAUACCGAAAACAGCCAAGGAGAUUCUAACGCUGCUCAAACCCAUUGGGAAUGCCACCAAACGCCACGAAGCCGGAAGCUGUGUCGUCAUGUACUUCUGCACACCGUUCAGUUUGUCAUGUGCUCGGGUGGCAAAGCUUGUGAAUUUGUUGCCACAUAUGUUUCCCACGCUGCCCAUUGGCUACAUUGAUGCAUCACAAUUUACCCGAUUCAAUGCCGAGUUUGGCAUCAUUUCGCUGCCAACGCUGAUGAUCUUCCACCAGGGCAGACCGCUGAUCAAAUACGAUGGAGACGACAAUGUGGUGACAUUCAUUACGCGACACACGAAUAUUCGUCCGAUUGACUUUCAUCUUAUUCAACCGAAUUUUGCAAACGGCCCGGUGCCAACGGAGCCGGGUCACAAAACCGAUUUGUAUCUAUUCCUCUCCUGGGGAUUCAUCAUCGUCUGCCUGGGGAAUUAUGUGCGGCGCACUCUCUUCUGGAAGCAGCUGGUGGAAAUGGUGCAACGCAAUUGGCGCGAAUCCGAAGAGACCCAAAUGGAAAUGAUUGACUAAUUUUUCAUUUUGGUGUCAUUAGUAGGGGGCGGGGAGGGGUUAGUUCCAGUAAUAAAUAACAGACUAAAUAACUUGACUACGUGUUUGUAAUGUAUAUUUUCGUUUAAUUAAAUUCACAUUAACAUUUA